Messenger RNA from Alternaria hordeiaustralica, 816 nucleotides. RefSeq lists its product as uncharacterized. The transcript is spliced from 2 exons. The record is from RefSeq and is a predicted model, not a curated record. NCBI's taxonomy places the organism in Eukaryota, Fungi, Ascomycota, Dothideomycetes, Pleosporales, Pleosporaceae. Bases 1 to 816 code for a protein of 271 amino acids.
AUGAACGGCUUACGAAAGCAAGCGCGAGCGCGAUUUCUGUCGGAGCAAAAGUUCAAGCAAGGUGCCGAACUACACGAUGCUAGAAUUUCGCUAUUAACCGUGGCGCAAUAUACCGAAGCAGAGACAACCGUCAAACUAACCAAUGUUCAUUGGUCCCAGACUUCUGAGAUAUGUGACCAGGUCAAUACACCUAUCCCCAAGAACGUCGACGCGACAGCAACAGCAUCUAUGCGGCUGAUAAGCUUGGAGCGCGAUUUCGAAGGAGUCUUUGCCAUCGACCGGCGAACCUUUCUGGAGAUCUUUGACAACUUCGGGUACGAUCCGUACUGGCUUGGCAUGAUACUGUCUUCGACAUACGGGUUCUUUCCUCGACUGAAGGAAGGUGGCACGCAGUAUGCUUGCUACCUACAUACCAUAUUCAACCUACUCACGCGUGACGAUGCUAAAAGUAGCAAGGAGAUCGCACUAGCAGCACGAAAGGACAGUUACUCGAUGAAGACUAUCGCGAUCAUGACCAUGAUCUUUCUGCCUCCUACCUUCUUCGCUACUCUUUUCGCUAUGCCUUUACUCAAGUGGGACGGGCCAAAGGUCAUACAGCCAAGCUUUGGCAUCUACUGGGCUGCCUCUCUACCAACUACCGCGGCAGUACUUCUGAUCUGGCAUUGGAUGUCAUCAGAGGAGACCAUCUUCGUUAAGGGAUGGGCGUGGAUUAAACCCGGAAGGCUCGAGAGCGACCAGGAUGUUGACGUAGAUAAGGCUCACAACGACUUGGAAGCGUUUCGCUGGAAUGGACUGAGGUACAAGUCGAAGCAAUAG